AUGGCCACUACUGACCACAGGAGGGAUGACAAACAGACACCUAUUGAUUUAGCGAACAGUACGACGGAUAUGCUUACGUGUAACACAGAGUCAGGCGAAAAAGAUGAUGACAAGGAAGAAUGCACAGAAGAAAGUGAUGAUAUUGUGAAACAACGAGGACGACAGGGAAGAUCUGGCAAGAACGUCUCCUCGUCUUCCUCUUCCUCUCUCUCCUCCUCUUCCUCCUCCUCAAAAGAGAUGGCUACUACUGACCACAGGAGGGAUGACAAACAGACACCUGUUGAUUUAGCGAACAGUAUGACGGAUAUGCUUACGUGUAACACAGAGUCAGGCGAAAAAGAUGAUGACAAGGAAGAAUGCACAGAAGAAGGUGAUGAUAUUGUGAAACAACGACGACGACAGGGAAGAUCUGGCAAGAACGUCUCCUCGUCUUCCUCUUCCUCUCUCUCCUCCUCCUCCUCCUUCUCAAAAGAGAUGGCCACUACUGACCACAGGAGGGAUGACAAACAGACACCUGUUGAUUUAGCGAACAGUACGACGGAUAUGCUUACGUGUAACACAGAGUCAGGCGAAAAAGAUGAUGACAAGGAAGAAUGCACAGAAGAAGGUGAUGAUAUUGUGAAACAACGACGACGACAGGGAAGAUCUGGCAAGAACGUCUCCUCGUCUUCCUCUUCCUCUCUCUCCUCCUCCUCCUCCUCCUCAAAAGAGAUGGCCACUUCUGACCACAGGAGGGAUGACAAACAGACACCUGUUGAUUUAGGUGUGUAUAGAAAUAAACAAGACCUAGAUUAUGCUUGA
Molecule: messenger RNA, 801 nt
Organism: Magallana angulata
Lineage: Eukaryota; Metazoa; Mollusca; Bivalvia; Ostreida; Ostreidae
Exons: 7
Coding region: 1-801 (266 amino acids)
Source: RefSeq, a predicted model, not a curated record